UCGGUCGGUCGGUCGGUCGGUCGGCGGGUCCCGCAGCGUUGAGGGCAAGGUGUUUGGCCUCCGCGUCCCCGGCCCUCCCCGCCGUCGCUCCAGCCCCUCCGCUGGGCGCCAUGAAGAUCAAGGAUGCCAAGAAGCCAUCUUUCCCAUGGUUUGGCAUGGACAUUGGGGGAUCCCUCGUGAAGCUCGCAUAUUUUGAGCCUAUCGAUAUCACAGCAGAGGAGGAGCAGGAAGAAGUUGAAAGUUUAAAAAGUAUCCGGAAAUAUCUGACUUCCAAUGUUGCCUACGGAUCCACUGGCAUUCGGGACGUCCAUCUGGAGUUGAAGGACUUGACGCUCUUUGGCCGAAGAGGGAACUUGCACUUUAUCAGAUUCCCAACCCAUGACCUGCCUACUUUUAUCCAAAUGGGAAGAGAUAAAAACUUCUCAACACUACACACAGUGCUGUGCGCCACCGGAGGUGGUGCUUACAAGUUUGAAAAAGAAUUUCGUACAAUUGGAAAUCUGCAGCUGCACAAAGUGGAUGAACUUGAUUGCCUUGUAAAGGGCUUAAUGUAUAUAGAUUCCGUCAGUUUUAACGGACAGGCGGAGUGCUAUUAUUUUGGCAAUGCCUCAGAACCCGAAAGAUGCCAAAAGAUGCCUUUUAACCUAGAUGACCCUUACCCGCUGUUGGUUGUAAACAUUGGUUCUGGAGUCAGCAUUUUAGCGGUCCACUCCAAAGACAACUAUAAAAGGGUGACAGGAACAAGCCUUGGAGGAGGUACUUUCUUAGGUUUGUGCAGUUUGUUGACUGGCUGUGGAAGUUUUGAAGAAGCUCUCGAAAUGGCAUCCAAAGGCGACAGCACACAAGCAGACAAAUUGGUCCGGGAUAUUUAUGGAGGAGACUAUGAAAGAUUUGGCUUGCCAGGAUGGGCUGUAGCAUCUAGUUUUGGAAAUAUGAUUUACAAGGAGAAACAGGAAUCUGUUAGUAAAGAAGAUCUGGCCAGAGCCACUUUAGUUACUAUCACUAACAAUAUUGGCUCCAUAGCACGGAUGUGUGCUGUUAAUGAGAAAAUUAACAGAGUUGUCUUUGUUGGAAACUUUUUACGAGUCAAUACUCUGUCGAUGAAACUCCUGGCAUACGCACUGGAUUACUGGUCCAAAGGCCAACUGAAAGCAUUGUUUCUAGAACAUGAGGGCUACUUUGGAGCAGUUGGGGCUCUCCUUGGGCUGCCAAAUUUCAGCUAAAACAUCAGAAGUCACUGUCGCAUCAAGGCCAUCCAGGUAGAACAAAAAACACAUUCUUUAAGUUGAUGGGAACCAAAGGAAGAAAAGAAAAAAAAACCCAGCAAUGCUGCUGUUUUUUUUUUUUUGGUGUGUGUGUGUGUUAAUGUUAAGCUGCUGUAAAUUGCCAUAUUAAAGUGAGAUAUUGGUAAUGAGUAAAAGCAUUUCUGAUCAAAAUGCUUUAAGGGUUUGAUCUUACAUUGCCCUAUACAUGAAGCCAGUAUUAAAUCCUUAAAAUGCAAUACAAUCUCUGAAUAUUCAACAUCUUAAAAGGAAUUUCAUUUUUUUUCAAGUACUCAACAGUAAAGUGCUGAAUACUCCAAGCUUAAAUGUUCUGAAGUUUAACAGACCUAUGAAAGUCAUUUGUUCGGAGGGUUUUGAUACAAGUCUUUAUUUUAAUGCCUUUCAGUUGUAUUUUAUUUGCAUAAAAACACUCAUUCCUUGCAUUGGAAACGCAUCAGAACAACUUACGUGCCAUUCUGAGAAAAUCUAGUAUAGAAUAUUUCACUUGAUGUGUAAUGUUACAUGUUAUAAUGUUUCUGAUAUAUCCCAAGAGGUAGGUUUCUGGGUUCUUCACCCAAUAAAAAUAAUCUUUUGUUCCUUGAGCUCUAUAACUGAACUAAAAUAGCUUAACAUCUGUAUUAAAUUGACUAUAGAAAACUGCUCUACACUUGCAGAGCACUGUAAUUUUGGUUUCAUCAAAUUGGUACUAGGAACUGCUUUGAAAUACCCUUUGGGUCAGAACUGAAUUAAGGCAUUACACUCAAUCUGUUUAAAGAUAUAAUACUUACAAUUUAGCCAUUUAGUUUCCUAAUUGGUUAUAUUCAGUUAACUCUCAGGAUUGAUAAUGGCUCAAGAGUUUGUAGUGUCGGUGGUGUCCAUAAUAUCUAUGAUUGUCUCAAAGUAGAGGUGGGUUUUUUUUUUUUAAAAAAAAAAGAAUGCUGAACAAUCAAACCAAGAGUUUUGGAGUUCUAUUACCAGAAAGUCGCCCUAUUUAGUCUCAUAAGACAUUUUGUCAAUCUAUGGGAAAUCAUUUUGCAGGUUUUCUUGUUAUUCAGAGACAGUGUUGCAGAAUUUAUAAAAGGAUCAGUAUCUUGUACAUCCCGGCAGUAAAACUCAUUACAGUUCCAGUUUUUCUAGACUCAGUUUGGGAUUAACUUUAAAUAUUAAGUAAUUUUGGGUAAAUCUGUGAACUUUUUCAGACUUUUUUUUACUUGGCCCCAGUUAAGUGUUAUAGCAUGGAAGUUGUUUAUAUUUUAGUAGCUAAGAGUCAAAAAAUAAACACUUCCAUUUUUGCCCAGGAAACAUUACCCCAAGAACUGAGCAGCAGUUUAUUUUACUUUAAAUGAAGUAGUAUUAUGACCACAACAGCUCAACAGACUUAAAAGAAAAAAAGGAGUAUUACACUUUUAAAACAGGCCAGCCAUUUUUUCAGGAUCUGCUCCCUGACGGGGUAGAUCAGACAUGCCUUUUGACUCCUUGUGUGCAGGGAACAUGUCUACCAACUCUGUUAUAGUGUACUCUCCCAAGUGAAUAGUACAGUGCUCUUCACAUAGUAAGCGCUCAAAUACUAUUGAUUGACCUUGUCAGCCGUAUGACUCUUUUAUUCUAAAUACCUGGGAGCAGGAGGAUGGGUCGGAUGGAUAGGGAACUCCAGUCAGUUUAAAGCUCUGGGUGGAUCUUAGUAGCAUUAACAUCUACAGUAACCUACAGAAAUGGCCUUUGCAGCCUCAAAAUAGUCUUUCCCCACUAGUGGAUAUUUCAGCCAUAUUUUCAGUUUCAGUUGCUUUAAAGACUUCAGAUAUGUGUUCCAUUUGAUUGAAAAAAUCUGACAUCUUUUCUUGAGGGUUUCUUCAGGCUCUCAACCAAUUAAUGCAGUUUUAUAUAAACUACCCAAGGUUUUAGGUCAAUGUUCUGAUAUACUUACAGUUGCAGUCCUUCAAAUUAUAGAGGGGAAAAGUGAUAAUUACAUUCCCCGUCGAAUUAGCUCUGCAGCUGACCUUUUAAAAAUAAAAGGUAUAUUUAAAGCAAGAUGACCAAAAUUGCUCUCUUCAUGGAAAAAUAACUUGUUUUGGGGCUCUGGGACCUUAUUGAUGCUGGAAUUAAUUACAAUUCAGCUUUAUUAUAACUGAGAAGUCUAUUCCAUGCUCUUGGCCAUUAGCGACUUUUUUGGCUGUUUCCACGUGAACCUUAUGCCACAAGAGUGUAAGUGGAAGAACAUGUAAUAGCUCUGAAGAAAGUAAAUAUAUUAAGAGUGUAUUUCUUGGUCAUCCAAGCACUAGUUCCCAAUAAAUAUGCUCUUUUCCAAUCCACUAUAAUCACAAAGAUUACUGUCUAUUAGAAAUAACUCAAA
This is a messenger RNA of Ornithorhynchus anatinus (platypus), 3612 nucleotides long. RefSeq names its product pantothenate kinase 3 (gene PANK3). Gene Ontology annotation, cellular component: nucleus; cytosol. Bases 111 to 1223 code for a protein of 370 amino acids. Gene Ontology annotation, biological process: coenzyme A biosynthetic process. Gene Ontology annotation, molecular function: pantothenate kinase activity; ATP binding. NCBI's taxonomy places the organism in Eukaryota, Metazoa, Chordata, Mammalia, Monotremata, Ornithorhynchidae. The record is from RefSeq and is a predicted model, not a curated record. The transcript has 7 exons.